Messenger RNA from Strongylocentrotus purpuratus (purple sea urchin), 1005 nucleotides. RefSeq lists its product as uncharacterized. The record is from RefSeq and is a predicted model, not a curated record. The transcript is spliced from 4 exons. NCBI's taxonomy places the organism in Eukaryota, Metazoa, Echinodermata, Echinoidea, Camarodonta, Strongylocentrotidae. Bases 19 to 423 code for a protein of 134 amino acids.
GUGUAUAGAAAUGGGGAGAUGAACAAGCAAUUAGUGGCAAAGGUACUUGGGGCUACCAUUUCCGACAGACAGGUCCUUACGUAUCAUAAAUUACUGCACCAAAAGGGAUCAAAAUGGAAGAGUCCUACAGAAUGGAGCAACGGACAUCUUGAUGCUGGAUUCUAUGACCAUGCGCAUGAGUUUAUGGCAGUGUCCGGUCAUGAAACGGAAACAAGGAAUGUGGCAUCUGAGGAGCUGUGUCAAGAAGGCAUCGCCAUCAAUGAGCCAGCAGUGAUGCAAGAGAAGAGCAGAGAUGGAGCUGCAGAAUCAAAAGAGAAAACCACUGAAAACGUUGACACGAAGGAGCAAGGUAACGCACCCGACGGGUCGGACGAGUGUAAGCAAGAUGAAAGUUCCAAACUCCUCAUCCAGGCCCAAACAUAGACCAUUGGGGAGGCAUUAGUCAGGACAUGGAAGCAAAAGCGAUGUCAAGAUCCAUGGCUUUAUCUCUUUGUUGGUUUUCAUUCGUUUCCAGGAUAUUUUCAUCAUUCUUCUGUAAAACCAGACCAUACAAACAGUUUACUAGUCUAAACCGAAGCAAAUUUCAACUUUUUAUCUGUGAAUAAGUCUUUCAUUGCCAGAAAUGUAUUCCAAGCAAUUUCUAUUCUUUUUAUUUCUGCUUCGCAUCUGGCAUCAUCUGUGAUAUUUUGUCCCAAGUAGAUGUAAUUAUAAUGACCUGCUCAAUGAUAUGUCCAUCAAGUCCAUGCAAUUUCUUAGUUUACUGUAAUAUACCUAUCAUAUUAGAUUUAUAUUGUCAUAUUGACAUUUUCACACAUUAAUUUAAAUUGCCUAAGGUUGAUAUUUUGAAAGUUGUUGUGAUCGUGUUGUACAGAUUCUUAAAAUUAAGAAAUAAAAAAUAUAUAAUGAGAAAUGCCAUGGUAUAUUGCUUAACCCAUUCUAGCCUGGGCUAUUUUGAAACUGCAUAGCCCGGCCGACCGCCGCAAAAACUUGCAUGCAUGUCAAGUG